UACUCUCGCAGAAUCACGACCCCUCCCUGCGAUGUAUCCGCAAGGCAGACAUCCGGCUCCCCAUCAACCCGGGCAGCCGGGAUUUAAAUUUACGGUGGCCGAGUCCUGUGAUCGAAUCAAAGACGAAUUCCAGUUCUUACAAGCUCAGUAUCACAGUCUCAAAGUGGAGUACGAUAAGCUGGCCAACGAGAAGACAGAAAUGCAGCGCCAUUAUGUUAUGUACUAUGAAAUGUCCUAUGGUCUGAACAUUGAAAUGCACAAACAGACAGAGAUUGCUAAGAGACUGAACACAAUUUUAGCUCAGAUCAUGCCUUUUCUGUCACAAGAGCACCAACAGCAAGUUGCACAGGCUGUGGAACGAGCCAAGCAGGUGACCAUGACGGAGUUGAAUGCCAUCAUCGGGCAGCAGCAGCUCCAGGCCCAGCACCUCUCCCAUGCCACUCAUGGCCCCCCUGUCCAGUUGCCGCCUCACCCAUCGGGCCUCCAGCCACCAGGCAUCCCUCCAGUCACAGGAAGCAGCUCAGGGCUUCUAGCGCUUGGUGCCCUUGGCAGUCAGGCCCACUUGACUGUGAAAGAUGAGAAAAACCAUCACGAACUGGAUCAUCGAGAGAGAGAAUCCAGCGCAAAUAACUCUGUGUCUCCUUCUGAAAGCUUGAGGGCUAGUGAGAAACAUCGAAGUUCCACUGAUUAUGGCAUCGACUCCAAGAAGAGGAAAGCAGAAGAAAAAGACAGCAUGAGUCGAUAUGAUAGCGAUGGUGACAAGAGUGAUGACCUUGUGGUAGAUGUAUCUAAUGAGGAUCCAGCCACACCCCGGGUCAGUCCAGCCCACUCCCCUCCUGAAAACGGGAUAGAUAAAACCCGAGGACUGAAAAAGGAUGCUCCUAAUAGCCCUGCCUCAGUCGCUUCCUCCAGUAGCACUCCUUCUUCUAAGACAAAAGACCUUGGUCACAAUGACAAAUCCUCUACCCCUGGUCUCAAGUCAAACACACCAACUCCAAGGAACGAUGCCCCAACUCCUGGAACAAGCACGACUCCGGGGCUCCGAUCAAUGCCAGGCAAACCAGCUGGCAUGGAUCCCCUAGGUAGAGACAUAGUCCCUUGGGCAUCCACUCUCCGGAAUCCCCUCACAAUCGGCUCCUACGCUACUCCAUUUGCUAUGAUGGGCCAUCAUGAGAUGAAUGGCUCUCUCACCAGCCCAGGGGCCUAUGCAAGCCUACACAACAUCCCUCCUCAGAUGAGCGCCGCCGCCGCUGCCGCAGCCGCCUAUGGUCGAUCACCAAUGGUGAGCUUUGGAGCUGUUGGUUUUGACCCCCACCCUCCAAUGAGGGCCACUGGACUGCCCUCAAGUCUUGCUUCCAUCCCUGGAGGAAAACCGGCUUAUUCCUUCCAUGUAAGUGCCGAUGGCCAGAUGCAGCCAGUCCCCUUUCCCCAUGAUGCACUGGCAGGACCUGGGAUUCCUCGGCAUGCGCGACAGAUCAACACGCUAAGUCAUGGGGAAGUGGUAUGUGCUGUGACCAUCAGCAACCCUACCCGGCAUGUCUACACUGGAGGCAAAGGAUGUGUGAAAAUCUGGGACAUCAGUCAACCAGGAAGCAAAAGCCCCAUUUCUCAGCUUGACUGCUUGAACCGAGAUAACUACAUCCGCUCCUGUAAGCUCCUUCCCGAUGGUCGCACACUCAUUGUGGGUGGUGAAGCCAGCACACUGACCAUCUGGGACCUGGCAUCCCCAACACCUAGAAUCAAAGCUGAACUGACAUCCUCUGCCCCUGCCUGCUAUGCCCUGGCCAUCAGCCCUGAUGCCAAAGUUUGUUUUUCCUGUUGCAGUGAUGGGAAUAUUGCUGUUUGGGACCUUCACAAUCAAACCCUGGUCAGGCAAUUUCAGGGCCACACAGAUGGCGCCAGCUGUAUAGAUAUUUCCCACGAUGGCACCAAGUUGUGGACAGGUGGUUUAGAUAAUACCGUCCGAUCCUGGGACCUGAGGGAAGGCAGACAGCUACAGCAACAUGAUUUCACUUCUCAGAUCUUCUCCUUAGGUUACUGCCCCACUGGGGAGUGGCUGGCUGUGGGCAUGGAGAGCAGCAAUGUGGAAGUGUUGCAUCACACCAAACCAGAUAAAUAUCAGCUACACCUACAUGAGAGCUGUGUGCUCUCCUUGAAAUUUGCCUACUGUGGCAAGUGGUUCGUGAGCACUGGGAAAGACAAUCUUCUCAAUGCUUGGAGAACGCCGUAUGGUGCUAGCAUAUUCCAGUCUAAAGAAUCCUCCUCUGUCUUGAGUUGUGACAUUUCAGCGGAUGACAAAUACAUUGUAACAGGCUCUGGUGACAAGAAGGCCACAGUUUAUGAGGUCAUCUACUAAACAAGGAUUCUAACAGGGCUGUCAAACUCUGGGAAAAACAGACCCCAGCUCUGACAAUACAAUGGGCAAGGACCCACUGAAGGAUGUCGGGAGAAUGAAGCGUAGGCAGCCAUGCAUUCAGAGCCUUUUUUUCUGGCAAGCCGAGAGGGGAUGUGCAACGUCACGGUCUGGGACUAAUGUGCAUGGAUUGAUACGUUUCAGCAACUUGGAUAGAUUUUUUUUUUCCUCCCCCCCACCUCUUCAAAACCCUGGCAGAUGAUGCAAAUGGAUUUAUUUGGAUGUUUUCGGCUCCUGCACCCAAGGAAACCCUCACAAAUCAUGCCUUCUUUUUAUUCGGUUCUCAUUUGUCUAAGCUUCAGUGGCACUGUAGUGGAUGGCGCUUUUCUUUCUUUCUUUCUUUCUUUUUUUUUGGAGGGGAUGGUUUCCUCCCUCUUCCCUAAUUGUGCAGUGCACAAGACUUGUGAAAAAUGUAAAUAAUGGACAAAUAAAUAAGACUGGACAAGAGGGGGAAAAAAAGGGAAGAGACUUCUUCCUACCGGGUACACUAGCUGUGUAUUUUGUCUGCUGUAAUUGUAAUCCACUGAUGGUGGUGGCUUUUUUUUUUUUUUUUUUAAAGAAGUUCCUAUUUGGGAGGGAGGAAGGGGAGGGGGUCG
Molecule: messenger RNA, 3009 nt
Organism: Gracilinanus agilis (Agile Gracile Mouse Opossum)
Lineage: Eukaryota; Metazoa; Chordata; Mammalia; Didelphimorphia; Didelphidae
Gene: TLE3
Product: TLE family member 3, transcriptional corepressor
Exons: 20
Coding region: 32-2356 (774 amino acids)
Biological process (GO): regulation of DNA-templated transcription; negative regulation of canonical Wnt signaling pathway
Cellular component (GO): transcription regulator complex; nucleus
Molecular function (GO): transcription corepressor activity; protein binding
Source: RefSeq, a predicted model, not a curated record